AACAAACAAAAUAUAAAGAUAUAUGUUUGGAGGUGGGUCCUGGAAGGGCACCAAUUACAUGCUGAAAGUUCACAUUUCAGGUAAUUAUUUUUAUAUAAGAGUAUCAUGCUUUGCUUCAAUUAAUUUAGCAAGUCUGCACCAUUGGUAGUGUAAAAUGGAAUAAGAGCAAAAUUGUGACUGUGUUCUCUGCCAGUGUCUGUAUCAGAUUUAAGACACAUGCUCCUGCAGGCUUUUAUGAAGCCUGUGAAAAAAAAGUUUAAAUACAGAGUUGAAUUACAGCUCUCUCUAGCUCAGAACAUUGGCUCUUGCACCACCGUCUUAAGAAGAAGCUGUGGCAUGGAGCAGCAAGAUUUUAACCUUUCCUGAACCACAAAUGAAUACUGAAUGUUUUCUUGUCUCUGAGUGGGAGAUGGAUUAACUUUGUGAGCUAAUAUUUGCAGCCUAUAUUUGCUACUGUCUGAAAAUAUUUUUUAAAAAAUAUUUUGUAUUUUUUUUAAUUGUAAAAAGUUUCACUGGAAACUUAGAAAUCACAUGAUUUAAGAGAAUUGGACUCAACCACGUUGGUUUCUGCUAGUACCAUUCUUGUUUGUUUACUUCCCAUGUUAUGUUUUUCAACUUUACAGCCGAAGGGGAUGCAAAUUUGGAUUGUGUGUUUUUGUAAGAAAAAAAAGUUCAUAGAAUAUGUAUUUUGAAACAAUUUCUGGUCCAGUUGUAUGAUAUCAACCUGGAAGCAAGCAAAGAGUGGUUAUUAAACUCAAGGAUGUGCAAGCUGUGGAUAACUGUAAACACAUUAAUGGUGUUUUUUCUACAUUUGAUGCAAGGGUUUGAACAUGGAUCUGUAAAGAGAACAGUGGAGUGGUCAGAACAGCAGCUCAGGAAGGCUGCCAGUCUGGAAGAGCUCCUUCGGAUUACCCACUCAGAGGACUGGAAGCUGUGGAAAUGCCGAUUAAAACUCAAGAGCUUGUCUACUUUGGAUUCCAGAUCUGUCUCACAUCGUUCCACAAGAUUUGCAGCUGCUUUCUAUGAUAUUGAGAUGCUCAAAAUUAUAGAUGAGGAAUGGCAAAGGACUCAGUGUGUGCCAAGGGAGACCUGCGUCGAAGUUGCCAAAGAGCUGGGAGCAGCUACCAAUAAAUUCUUCAAGCCUCCUUGUGUGAAUGUAUACCGAUGUGGAGGAUGUUGCAAUGAAGAAAGUUUGAGCUGCAUGAACACUAGCACAUCUUAUGUCUCCAAAAUGCUUUUUGAAAUUUCAGUACCUAUUACAAAUGUGCCUGACCCAAUUCAGGUCAAAAUUGCAAAUCACACUGGUUGUAAAUGUUCCACAGACCUUCAGCGCCAAAUAUAUACUGUCAUACGAAGAUCUAUCCAAUAUCCAGAGGAAGUUCGUUGCCCCUAUUUAAAUAAGCUGUGUCAUGGCGGAUGGACAUGGGACAGUGAGAAAUGUGAAUGUGUAAUAGACAAAGAUCAUCCUGACAGAAGGGAAGGACUCCCUCCACUUGCUGAACUUGCUAUGUGUGCACCAAAUAUGGACUUCGAUGAAGAAAACUGUGAGUGCUUCUGUAAAUGGAAAUGCACUGGCAAUUUAUUUCAGAACAAAGAAAACUGCAGCUGUUACUUGUGCACUGAGAACCAGGAAAGCUGUUCUCAGAAACAUAAGACAUUUAAUGAAAAAACAUGCAGGUAA
Messenger RNA from Python bivittatus (Burmese python), 1681 nucleotides. The record is from RefSeq and is a predicted model, not a curated record. Lineage: Eukaryota; Metazoa; Chordata; Lepidosauria; Squamata; Pythonidae.